Messenger RNA from Gamsiella multidivaricata, 1129 nucleotides. RefSeq names its product transcriptional coactivator Hfi1/Transcriptional adapter 1. The transcript is spliced from 3 exons. Lineage: Eukaryota; Fungi; Mortierellomycota; Mortierellomycetes; Mortierellales; Mortierellaceae. Gene Ontology annotation, molecular function: transcription coactivator activity. The record is from RefSeq and is a predicted model, not a curated record. The coding region runs from base 91 to 771 and encodes 226 amino acids. Gene Ontology annotation, biological process: regulation of transcription by RNA polymerase II. Gene Ontology annotation, cellular component: SAGA complex.
CAACAGAUUCGCAGACCAACCUUGUGCGCGCGUUCAUCACUCUCUUCACUUCAUCACCUCCCUCUCUUCUUCAUUCCGAGCACAUCGAAAAUGACACAACCACCACCAUCGGUCGAUAAGGACGGGCGUCAGGACGUACUCCUGCUCAAACAGCAGCUCGCGGAGGCGCUCGGCGAAAACGGACCGUCCUACUGGCAAGCGCUCACGGACUUUGUCUCUGGAAAACUCAAUCGACAGGAAUUCGACUUUUACGCUAAUCUCUACCUCUCUCGCAAGAACGCCCCGCUUCACAAUCAGUUUAUUCUCGCUAAUAUCCAUAACGCGCAAAAGGAUGCACCGCCACCAAGCAAGGGUUCAGUUGGAUGGGGCAAAGGAAAGAGAGGCAAGGAUGGCAAGCUGCUUAAGGAGAAGGAUCCCAAGAGGCGGAAAAUCAAGAACCAAGUUCUCAGUCUCGGCAAGACUGAGCGAGAGAGGAUCAAAGCGCUCAAGCACAAACAUAGCGGGAUGGUCAAACAAAAGAUGAAGGAACACAGGGUAUCGAAACCGAUGGCUCCAACAAUGUCUCAACAGGCCCUUGUUGCGGAAUACAACAGAGGCGCCAACGCACCGCUAUGCUUCGACUCGAAGGAGCUGCCGGAUUUUGAAUCGAUGAAAGACAGAAUGACAGCCGUGGCCCUGGAGAACGGGCUUGUGGGAGGUAUCCAGGAGGGGGCUGUUGAGCUUAUGCUUCAUGCCUUGGAGGUGCGCACCAUUUUUUGUUUUUGCAUGUAAGAGUUUGCUACGAACAAUCGUAUCUCAUGCAGUGGAACUGACAACCGUGUUGUCUACAUUCUUUUUUCUUUUCCUAAAGAGCCAUAUCAAAAGCAUUAUCAGCAAUUGUAUCAUCAAGCUGCGAACGAAUCGGGCGCUAGGCAUCACGGUGCCCAAGCGGGAGCUUGUACAGGCAGCAGGACAGCAGCAACAGCAGCAACAGCAGCAACAGCCACACAGUGUGUCGUCAUCUGCAGAUAACUCGAGUCCAUUCAAUUCGGCGGCGCACAAUAUUUCAAAGGGCGCGUCCUCCUCAGCAGACCAACAGCUACCAUCAUCAUCCAAUGCUUCAUACCAGGCCUCUUACAACAAUAGUGGC